AUGGAAACUCGUCGACCGGCUACGCUGGGUGUCUCGAUCACCUUCUUUGUGAUCGCGAGUAUCUUUGUGGCUUUGCGGUUUGUCUCGCGCAUCUUUGUUGUGCGUAGGGUCGGGUUACAAGAUUAUUUGAUGCUGCUCGCGUGGCUGAUCGAUUUUGGUUUCUCAUUCUCGCUGUUCUACGCGACUCAGCACGGAUUCGGCCUACACUCAAGCGACAUCCCAGACGACAAUAAAGAGGCGCUAAAUAGAGCCAACUACGCAUUUACGGUGCUAUAUAAUCCGGCACUCAUGGCUGUCAAAACCUCCAUCCUCGUGUUUUACCUGACCUUGACAAAAAACCAAAAAGUCUUCCGAUGGGCAAAUUAUGCUACACUCGCCGUAGUCAACUGUGCAGGCUUUGCCUUGACAAUGGUCAAUGUAUUCCAAUGUCGCCCUGUAUCCGCUGCGUUCUACUCGACAGUUCCCCCCCGCGCAAAGUGUACCGACAUCGUCACGCUCUACCUUUCCUCGUCCCCCGUCAAUAUCAUCACCGACCUGGCCAUUUUAUUCCUCCCGAUACCAAUCCUGACGCAGAUGCGUCUUCCAUAUAAACAAAAGGUCAUUUUGGUGAUUACAUUCAGCUUUGGCUUCUUCGUGGCGGUGGUCGAUGUCAUUCGAAUCGCGUUCCUGCAACAAGCCGCAAUCUCGCGAUCACUGGCCGUGAAAUCGAUUCAUUUGCAGGGUAACACCACUACUGACUUUAGCUGGUACGCCUCGCUCUCGUUCAUGUGGUCCGUCGUCGAAGUCAACGUCUCGGUCAUUUGCGGCUGUGUACCAAGUCUCAAACCACUUGUCGCUCGCCUGGUGCCGAAAUUGAUCAGAGAUACCGACGACCCUUAUACGAGUCCCCGGAACAACUACGCAACAGGUGAAAAUCAGGUUGCGGUCCCAUCUCCUGCGGUGAUACAGGGCUCCCUCAACGCAUCUCCCGCGGUAUCACCAUCCGUCAGUGAUGGAAGCAAGCGCUCCCAAACAAGAAGUGGCAGCAUUGCCGCUCGUAGGCAGAGCUCUAAUGCGCCAAUGGGCAUUCUCGAUUUUCUGGGCGAGCCUGGGAACGCUCCUACCGAUACUGAAGCGAAUACUCAUACAAGCGCGUCCUACCCGCCUGAUAUUACAUUUUUCGAUUUCGUCAAUAUGAAGAAUCCACAAAGCAUGCUCAAGUUGAACAACCGAGAGUCAAUUGCCCCCAUCGCAUUGACGACCCUUUUGUUCUUCCUAUGGGGCUUCGCGUACGGCUUGCUUGAUAUACUGAAUGCGCAGUUUCAGACCAUCGUUCAGCUGGAUACGUGGCACUCGCUGGGCCUUCAUGGCGCCUAUUUCGGUGGGUAUGUCGUUGGCCCGUUGCUGGUCGGACGUCCAGUUCUGAAGACCUGGGGGUUCAAGUCCACCUUCAUCACUGGACUAUACAUAUAUGCCUGCGGUACCCUCAUAUUCUGGCCAUCUGCAGUUCUCGCAUCUACCGCUGCAUUCACCCUCUCCAAUUUCAUCGUCGGAUUCGGCCUUGCGGUCUUGGAAACCGCAGCCAACCCCUUCAUCGCGCUUUGUGGUCCUCUGGAGAACUCAGAAAUCCGAUUGAACAUCUCACAGGGUGUUCAAGCCAUCGGCAGUGUGGUAUCUCCCCUUCUAGCCAAAAAGGUCCUUUUCAAGGACGUCCAAGACGCCGCAUCUCUCGUCGACGUGCAAUGGACAUACCUCGGAAUCGCCCUCUUCGACGUCCUCCUCGCAGUCGCCUUCUACUACCUCCCCAUCCCCGAAGCCUCAGACGAAGACCUCGAAGAACUCGCCAACCGCCGCAGAGAAGACAACAUGACCAAAGUCAUCGGCAUCCCAGUCGUCUGGCUCACCCUCGGCCUUGGCAUCUGGUCCCAAUUCUUCUACGUAGCCGGCCAAGAAGUCCUCUCCACCUCAUUGGAACGUUUCGUCCAAAACGCCAACCCCACAACCUCCCUCGGCCCCUUCGAGUUCCUCACAAUCGGCCACAGCGUCUUCGCGGUAGGCAGAUUCAUCGCCGCUUUCGCGCAGUGGUUCCUCAAACCCCGCUGGAUCUUAAUGGUCUCCUACCUCGGUAUGAUCGUUUUCACAGUGCUAUCUAUGAAAACAUCAGGAUCCGCGGCUAUCAUAAUGACCAUGUUCAUCUACCUGUUCGAAAGCGGCGCGUUCAGUAUUAUUUUCGCUCUCUCCCUCCGCGGCACGGCUCAACAUACAAAAACAGCCGCCGUAUUCAUGACAAUGGCUAUCAGCGGUGGAACUUUCUUCCCCUUCGCCGAAUACGCCGCCUACCUCUCCCACGGCCAGCCAUAUUCUUUCUCCGUGCUAGUCGCCCUCUUCGCAGCCGGCGCUAUUUUCCCGGUAUAUCUCAACUUCGUCCCCGCCGUGAAAAAACAGGUUGACCCCGUACCGAACGAGUAUCUACGUCGACACCACCGUCGAAGAAGUAAAGCCCCCGGCGGUGGCGGCGUGAAGCGCGAAAAACAGAAUCAUUCUGUUGGGGGUGUGCUGUCGCGGCCGCGCAGUCUGGUCUCUGAUCCGGAUUUGUUGCCUGAUUUGCCGAUGCCGGGGGAGACGCAUCAGAGUCCGCGGAUGAGGAGUGUACGGAGUGGGAGUGGGAGUAUGAGUGUCAGGGGGUCGAAGGGGAGUUCGAAUGAGAGUUCGCGGGUUGAGUCGCAGUCUUCGGGGCAUGAGGGUGUUAAGAGGGUGAGGAUUGCGGGGGAAUUGUGA
Molecule: messenger RNA, 2757 nt
Organism: Penicillium subrubescens
Lineage: Eukaryota; Fungi; Ascomycota; Eurotiomycetes; Eurotiales; Aspergillaceae
Product: putative MFS monosaccharide transporter
Exons: 4
Coding region: 1-2757 (918 amino acids)
Biological process (GO): transmembrane transport
Molecular function (GO): transmembrane transporter activity
Source: RefSeq, a predicted model, not a curated record